Messenger RNA from Heteronotia binoei (common prickly gecko), 708 nucleotides. Its product is annotated as cytochrome c oxidase copper chaperone. Gene Ontology annotation, biological process: mitochondrial respiratory chain complex IV assembly. Bases 46 to 354 code for a protein of 102 amino acids. Gene Ontology annotation, molecular function: copper chaperone activity; copper ion binding. Gene Ontology annotation, cellular component: mitochondrial intermembrane space. The record is from RefSeq and is a predicted model, not a curated record. NCBI's taxonomy places the organism in Eukaryota, Metazoa, Chordata, Lepidosauria, Squamata, Gekkonidae. The transcript is spliced from 3 exons.
CUCUCCCCACUCCUUCAUCUCCAUGGGACACGCGGUCGCGUGCAUAUGACGUCACAGGCGCCGGGCCGGCCCUUUGUUAGCGAAAGGCGGAAGUGCCGGCCGCUGGCCCUUUCCCCGGGCUUUGCGCAUGCGCCAUCGGGAGCCAUGUCGAGCGUGGCGGCCAGCGCCGCUUCGGGUCUUCCCGCGCCCCCUCCGGCCGAGCAGAAGCCGCCGCCUGACCUCAAGCCUUGCUGCGCCUGCCCGGAGACGAAGCAGGCCCGCGACGCUUGCAUCAUCGAAAAAGGAGAAGAGCGCUGCGGUCCGCUCAUUGAGGCCCACAAAGAGUGCAUGAGAGCCCUCGGCUUUAAGAUAUAAACAUGCUCAGCUACGGAUCCGGAUGGAUGGUGAUUUGCUGCUGGACGACUGCAGGCACUUGGAUGUUCGUAUCAGCUUGAAUGGGUUUUUUUAAUCUCUAUCAGAAGAUGACUUUAUUUAAAUUUAUUGCAAAUAUAUUUAUGACAGAUUUCUAAAAAUCAAAGUUAUAUAUAUUGAUAUAGUCUGACUGGUUUCCCCCAUUGCAGGAUCCAGACUGUGCAAUGACAUGGCAGUUGGAUAUAUAUAUUUUUAAAAAGUUCUCGCUGGAGCGCAUUUUCUGUGCUUCCUUUCCCUAAAGGCGAAGUUGGCGCAAUCAGUAAAGCUGCCACCAGUUCACUGUGCUUUCAUUCCUCA